Molecule: messenger RNA, 1347 nt
Organism: Medicago truncatula (barrel medic)
Lineage: Eukaryota; Viridiplantae; Streptophyta; Magnoliopsida; Fabales; Fabaceae
Product: gibberellin 20 oxidase 3
Exons: 3
Coding region: 73-1167 (364 amino acids)
Source: RefSeq, a predicted model, not a curated record
UUGAACUUAUGUAUGUAUUGGACUCAUACCUAAACUUGUUUACAAAUCAGCCUCUGUUAAUUCUGAAUCCCAAUGGCAUCAAAUUUGAAAAGUGAAAAUGAUUUCAAAGGACUUAUUGACUUCAAAUCCCUGCACGAGGAAGCAAAGGUGCCACAAGAGUUUAUCUGGUCAUCCGAGGAUUUGGUUGAAACCAGCAAAGAAGAGUUGAAUGUACCUGUCAUUGAUUUAGAAGCCAUAUUCAACGGUGAUGAUGCUGCUUUGGCUGCUGCUGCAAAGAUUGUGAGGGAGACAUGCAUGGAGCAUGGGUUUUUCCAAGUCACCAAUCAUGGAGUUGACCAAAAUUUGAUAGAUGCUACUUAUCAAGAAUUUGUGUCCCUUUUCAAACUUCCUUUGGAUAGGAAGCUCAAUGCAAUGAGAAAUCCAUGGGGUUAUUCAGGUGCUCAUGCAGCAAGGUACUCUGCUAGUUUGCCAUGGAAAGAGACAUUUACUUUUCAAUACAAACACUAUGAUCAAUCAGAGACACAAAUUGUUGACUUCUUCACUGCUGCCUUAGGUGAUGACCACCAACAUGCUGGGUGGGUGUUACAAAAGUAUUGCGAGGCCAUGAAGAAAUUAACAGAUGUUAUUUUGGAGCUGCUGGCCAUUAGCUUGGAUGUUGAUCGAUCAUACUAUAAAAAGUUUUUUGAAGAUGCAGAAACUAUGAUGAGGUGCAACUCUUACCCACCUUGCAGUGGCAUCCAUGCAGGUGCCCUUGGCACUGGUCCUCAUUGUGACCCAACCUCAGUCACCAUUCUUUUUCAAGAUCAAGUUGGAGGUCUAGAAGCUUUUGUGGAUAACAAAUGGCUUGGUAUUCGUCCUCAACCUAAUAACUUUGUCAUUAACAUUGGGGACACUUUCAAGGCAUUGACUAAUGGAGUAUACAAGAGUUGUCUCCAUAGGGUAUUGGCUAAUAGGGAGAAGGAUAGAAAGACUCUUGCUUUCUUUUUGUGUCCAAAAGGAGACAAAAUUGUGAGAGCACCUGAAAAUAUACUGGGAAGACAAGAGCCAACGAAAUAUCCUGAUUUCACUUGGAAACAAUUUUUCGAGUUUACACAAAGGAAGCAUAGGGCUGAUCCCAACACUCUUCCAGAUUUCGUCUCGUGGAUUAAUUCCAACUCAAGCUUCUAGUUACUGGGGAGUUUGUUUCUGAUUAAGAUUGCAUUUCAGAUAUAUAAUAAUUGCUACCUUUGUUGUUACCAUAUUUUCUAUGUAUACCUGCGUAGAAUAAUAUCUACGAACAAACAUUUAGUGUAGCUCAUAAUAAAAUGAAUUGCACCCAAACAAUAUGAACUAUAUUUUAUUUUUAAA